AUGGCAAUUGACACCAUAACCAAGGCUCGCGCCAUUGUCAACUCCAAGUUGGACGAGCUAAGCCCAGGUUUGCACCAGGUGAACAAAACGCUUCAUGCAAACCCGGAGCUAGCAUACAAGGAAUUUAUUGCCCACGGCACAAUCACCGCAUACCUAGAGAAGCUUGGUUUCAAGGUGAAGAAGAAUGCCUGGGGAUUAGCAACAAGCUUUGAUGCCUCUAUCGGCUCUGGAGACAAGCAAGUUAUUUUCUGUGCAGAAUACGAUGCACUUCCGGGAAUUGGCCACGCCUGCGGCCACAACCUCAUUGCAACUUCAUCCAUCGGAGCGUUCCUAGGCGCAGCGGCAGCCAUGUCAUCUCUUGACAUUGGCGGUCGUAUUAGACUUCUCGGAACCCCAGCAGAAGAAGCCGGCGGAGGCAAACAGGAUCUCAUCGAUGCGGGUGCCUUCAAUCCGCCAGAGAGCGUCCUCGCUGCCAUCAUGGCUCACCCCAUGCCGAAGAGCCACGUGUCCAGCGAUGACUAUUCUGGCUUGGCUGGAAUGAAACUCAUUGCCUGCCAAGGCGCACACGUCGAGUUCAAGGGCCGCACGGCACACGCAGCUGGAGAGCCGUGGAACGGUGUCAAUGCCCUGGAUGGCGCUGUCGCCGCGUACAACAACGUGUCUCUUAUGAGGCAGCAGAUGCACACUGAGGACAGAGUACACGGCAUUUUCGAGGUAGGCGGUACGGUACCGAAUGUGAUUCCCGAUUACACACGCAUGAACUGGGCAAUCAGGAGCCCAACGGCAACGGGAUGCGACAAGCUCAUGGAGCGGGUGACCAGGUGCUGGGAGGCCGGCGCCUCUGCUGCAGCUUGCGAAAUGACAAUCACAAAGGAGCACAAUUACUUGAACCUCAGAGCUAAUGAUAGCCUCUGCCAAACGUAUGUCGACGAAAUGGCCUCAUUCGGGGAAAAGGUUCUUUUAAAAAUGGACAAAGCGUUUAAUGCGUCAACUGACAUGGGAAACGUGUCACACUAUGUUCCCAGCUUUCACGGUGGCAUCGGAAUUCCCGCGGAGCCUGGAGUUGCCAUGCAUAAUCCGCGAUUCGCCGAUGCCGCUGGCACUGAUGAAGCACAUGCAGCCGCUAUCCAAGCAGCAAAGGGAAUGGCUAUGCUUGGAUUAAGGGUGCUCUUAGACAGUGAGGUUGCUGGCAAAGCGCGCGUAGAUUUCGACAAGACGGAUGAAUAG
Molecule: messenger RNA, 1227 nt
Organism: Pochonia chlamydosporia 170
Lineage: Eukaryota; Fungi; Ascomycota; Sordariomycetes; Hypocreales; Clavicipitaceae
Product: metal-dependent amidase/aminoacylase/carboxypeptidase
Exons: 2
Coding region: 1-1227 (408 amino acids)
Molecular function (GO): dipeptidase activity
Source: RefSeq, a predicted model, not a curated record